AUGGCGUCUGGGGUCGAGGCCCUUGUGUUCCCCCAUGGCACGAGAGACGGGCGGCUGUGGCUGCUCGCAGUGUCGCUGUUUGGGGAAUUCAUACAAGGCGGGCUCAUGUUUGGCUGGCCCAGCUUGUCAGGGAUGCUGCAACAGUUGGGCAACUUUGAUGAAGGCUGCUCCGACCUGGCCGAAGGCGAGGUGUGCACGCCGCAGGAGAGCAGCCUACAGCUGCUGUGGACGCUGGGCAUCUUCACGCUCAACUGUGGGCCCGUGGUCAUGGGAUUUGUAUUGGAUUUCCUGGGGCCCAAGCUGACAGGCAUACUGGGGGUGGUCCUGAACAUGGCAGCGCUGGUGCUGUUUGGCGUGUCCUCCUCCGGUGGCGUCAAUGCCUUCAUCCCCGCGGCCAUCUUGCUUGGCCUGGGAAACAUCACCUUCCACUUGGCCCAGUUCCACAUAUCUGCCCUCUUUCCACGCAGCCGAGGCCUGGUGGCCUCUGUUUUUGUGGCAGGCUUCACUGGGUGUGGCAUCGUCAUGUAUCUGUUGAUGCUCAUCUUCGAGAACUCGGGUUCUUCACAGGCGGCUUACCGCACCAUUAUGCUAAGCUAUGCCGGCAUUUGCUCGCUGUGGAUCCCCCUGCUUGCGUGGAUGAUGCCCAACAACUCAUUUAGGGUGGGCAUGGUGUACCUCAUGCGAAAAGAUUGGACGUUUGAGGUUCGCCUGCGGACAGGUACCACGCGGCAGCAGCUGAAGAACAAGGGCGACGACGGCUCGUACGUGGACUUUGCCAACAUUGUCGUAGCGUUUGCUGUGCUGGGCAUCCCGGUCAUAGGCUGGUUGUUAGACAAGAAGGGGUAUGGCAUCACCCUGGGCACCAUCAACGGCCUCAAUGUCAUCAGCAGCAUUCUUCAGGCCAUCCCCAAUCUCCAGAUUCAAGUGCUCACUCUGAUCACGUGGAUGAUCAGCCGCUUCUUUAUGUACUCCAGCUAUUUUGCCAUUUUUGGCAAUUUGUUUGGGUUCAAGAACUUUGGCAAGCUGGUGGCGGCCGACAACAUAGUCAAUAGCCUUUUCGGGCUGCUGCAGUACCCACUGGCCUAUUUGGGGUUACACUAUGGGUUCACAUGGAUCAACGUAUCCCAGGCCAUUGUUCUGUUACCGCUGUUCUUCUUCGCUUUCUUCAUGUACCGCUGCGAAAAUUCAGAUUUGGUUCCCAUCCGGCCAUUUGAGGGGGAUGAGCUGGAAAUGCGCUACUAUUGAGGCAGUGCUAACAGCUCUGUUGUAGAUGUGUUGGCUUCAUCUGUGUCACAUUUCAUGUCACAAUUACAGUGCUA
Chlorella variabilis is the source of this 1319-nucleotide messenger RNA. RefSeq lists its product as hypothetical. The record is from RefSeq and is a predicted model, not a curated record. The transcript has 11 exons. Bases 1 to 1245 code for a protein of 414 amino acids. Lineage: Eukaryota; Viridiplantae; Chlorophyta; Trebouxiophyceae; Chlorellales; Chlorellaceae.